GGUACCAACCAAAUUGUAAUUUACUUCCAUACAUCAAACAAAAUCAAAUUCCCAUGGAAGUAGACCUAUAAAAGGACUCAUAAGCGGGUCUACCAAGAACUAAAGGGCACAGUUGCAGUUCGCUUCCAUGAGAGUUUGAGUAGCUAAACAAAUUCAUUUCAAGACAAUGGAUUGCGGUGGUAAAAACAAGAGCAAGUUUCUUGCUGCAAGAAACAACAAGAUCUACAUGGACCUGAAGCUCAUAAUACGCGAGCACGCGCUUCAAUUUCUUCCCGCAAAAUCACUUUUUAAAUUCCGGGGAGUUUGCAGAGACUGGCGCCUGAUGAUCUCAACACCUUUCUUUGCCCACAACCAAUCCCUUUCAUACUCAUCGGUAUCGGGCAUGUUCUUCCAAAGCCAUGGAGACCCACCGACAUUCAUAUCCACUGACCCUGAAUCCUGUGGGGUCCCCGACCCCGCCUUGAGCUUCCUUCCAAGCCCUAUCGACAUCGUGGCAUCAUCCAACGGAUUACUCUGUUGCCAGGCGAAAACCGGCGAUCGGGCUUACUAUAUUUGUAAUCCUGUCACAAAGCAGUGGAAAAAACUCCCGAAACCAAGCAUGGAACAUGGUCUUGAACCAGCUGCUGUUCUCAUUUUCAAACCUUCGCUACUGAAUUUCGUAGCGGAGUAUAAACUCAUAUGUGCCUUUCGCUCCAAUGAUUUUGAUGAUGCUACAGAAUUCGAAAUCUAUUCUUCGAAAGACGAUGCAUGGAAAGUAUCCGGGGAGAUAAACUUUUCUGCCAAGAAACUGAUUGCUAAAUCGGGUGUGUGUGUGAAUGAUGUUGUGUAUUGGCAGUCAUCUCAUGGAAGUAUUUUGGUUUAUGAUAUGACAAAAGAUCGGUCUCAGGUCAUACACGGGUGUUACAGUGGUCACGGGACUUUAGGAGAGUUUAACGGGAAACUGUGUUCGGCUUCUGUUAACGGACGCACGUUAACAGUUAAUGUCAUUUCAAACAUAUACUCCAACACUAUGCAUAUGGGCAGCCGUGCCCAGUUAUGGACAGACAAGAUAAGAAUCCCUUUAAUCACUGAAAUGUUCAAUGUCAGUUCAUAUGAUCUUUUUCCUGUUUUAUAUGCUGGGAGUGAAAUCGCGUUGGUUUUAAGUGGGCGGAGUAUUUACCGUUGUGAUUUGAAGACCACAGAAGUCAGGUUUCUUGUUGCGUUACCUCGGCCUGAGCAAAAGGGGAUACCUUACGUUAACAGCCUUGUUGCUCUAUGAGAUCGUUUCAGGUAUGUUCGCAUGUCGUCGAUUGUUUAUAAAUCUUGGAUGCUCUAGAAACUUGUUUGAAUUUUCUUUAAUAUUUUAUAAGUAUUCAGAAACCUCCUUAACUGCUUCUGUGUUUGGUGAAUCUUUUGACCCUUUAUAUGGAUUUCUGAUAUUCAUCCUUUUGACUUGA
Molecule: messenger RNA, 1436 nt
Organism: Helianthus annuus (common sunflower)
Lineage: Eukaryota; Viridiplantae; Streptophyta; Magnoliopsida; Asterales; Asteraceae
Product: putative F-box/LRR-repeat/kelch-repeat protein At1g11620
Exons: 2
Coding region: 167-1258 (363 amino acids)
Molecular function (GO): protein binding
Source: RefSeq, a predicted model, not a curated record